UUCCAGUUCUAUCUAUGCUCUAGAGGAAAGAACAUUAUAAACUACGGAGAUGUGAAAGAGGGGAAAUCUCCAUCACAUAAAUAUGUGGAUAUGCUGGGAAGUGAUCUAUUUUAUGCUGUUUUUCUGUGGAGAAUUCUGUUCUUCUGAAAAUCAAAAAUGGAUCUCACAUGUCGGACUUCAGGGAAGAUCAUUUAUGUUUCCCGUACAGAUCUCUCAAUUUGGCAAUGUGAAGAUUGAAGGAAGAGACAACAUUGCAAUUGUCUUUAAAAGCGAAUUUAGAAUUGAAGACCAACUUUUUACAAAUCAUAUGCGCUGGGACCAUGAGACUGGAUACUUCUCUCUUCAUAACUUAAGCACUGAUGACUCAGGCAAAUAUGUCAUAGAGGACACCGUGGACCAGAACAUGAGAAAAAACUACUAUUUUCAGCUAACUGUAUAUGAGGAAGUUUCCCAACCUCAGGUGUCACAGGAUGAUGAAAGCUCCUGUAUGUGGCGGUGCUCUGUGGAGAAUGGCAAAAAUAUGACUUUGGCCUGGUAUAAAGAUAAUGUGUGUUUGAACCAGACCGGUAACCCUGACAACAACAUCAGUCUCAGUCUUCCUCUUGAAAUUGAAGAUUCCUCCACUUAUAACUGUGUGGCUGCCAACCCUGCCAUUAAUCAGACAACACACCUAUCUCAUAGUGAUACACAACACUGUCUCAAAUCUACAGAUGCAGGACGAGAACACGGCAUAAUAAUGGUUUUGAGUGUUAUCGGUGUUAUAUUAGUUGGAGGAGUUUUUCUGUCUCUAAGGAAAAGGAGAAACGAAUACAUACAAGCUCAAUCUGCAAAUGAAGAACCACAAACUGAAGUUCAGUACUCUGAGAUAUUACACAGUGAUAUAAGGCUAAGACAGGGACACGGACCACACAUACCAGAACUGCCAGAACUGGAUACCGAAGGAGAAGAGCCACCAUUAACCUCCAUCUAUACCAAAAUUCAACCCCAUUCCCCAGAGGCCACUGGCACAGACAGUAAUGUGAUGGGGAGUGGAAGCACUGUCUUGGGUCGCCUCUGAAAGUAAUUUCACUGCUUUGUACUGUGCACUAUACAUAUGCCAUACCAUAGCCAACCACACAGGCUAAAUCAAAAAGUGCUGGACGAUAAGAGAUCAGUUCAAAUAGUUUUUUACCUUAAGGCAAGCUUUCCACACAAUCAAUUAUUUAAAGGGAAUUUUGUCCAAUGCCUAGUCAUAAUGAGGGCCCUGUUUUCACAGGACAUUAUUAUUUAGAAGCAGAGAAGAGAGCAAACUUCUGUGGCACAUAUUAUUUUGUAAAAGUCUCAUGUUUAUAUUUGACACAUCACAUUGCUAUACUCAGCACAAUUGCCAACUACCACAACAUCAAGAAUGUAUCUGGAAAAGUGGUCAUGACUCUACUGCUAUGAAUGAGAUAAACCACAAAUAUGGGUCUUACAUUUCAUUUGGAAGACACUUUGAGCUAAGGUGACUAUGUAUAAAGACAUCAGACAUUCGGUUUGGGUAAUGUUAAGAAGCUCAACUCAUCACCCAAGCCAUGCUAUCUGGCUUUAACAUUUAGUAGUGUAGUCAGUGGUAAUUCAGUCCAUGUGGAUUUCAGUUGGUCUCAUUUGUUUAUUCUAGCAGGAUGUGCCUUUCAGCUGUCAGUUAGACACACCUGCUCACAGGGGAAUUCCUGUUCCCUUUAUCCUUUCAGAAGUGUAACAUGAAUAUCUGUAUCCAUUCAAAACCAUUUAAAUAAAAGAGACUUCUCCGCUUUCA
Alosa sapidissima (American shad) is the source of this 1777-nucleotide messenger RNA. RefSeq lists its product as uncharacterized. The transcript has 7 exons. The coding region runs from base 83 to 1057 and encodes 324 amino acids. Lineage: Eukaryota; Metazoa; Chordata; Actinopteri; Clupeiformes; Clupeidae. The record is from RefSeq and is a predicted model, not a curated record.